Molecule: messenger RNA, 1677 nt
Organism: Annulohypoxylon maeteangense
Lineage: Eukaryota; Fungi; Ascomycota; Sordariomycetes; Xylariales; Hypoxylaceae
Product: p53-like transcription factor
Exons: 3
Coding region: 1-1677 (558 amino acids)
Biological process (GO): meiotic cell cycle; positive regulation of transcription by RNA polymerase II
Cellular component (GO): nuclear chromosome
Molecular function (GO): DNA binding; DNA-binding transcription factor activity
Source: RefSeq, a predicted model, not a curated record
AUGUGGCGUGGUUUUUUUGUAGUUCCCGAUCCUGUAUCCGCUCCCCCCUGUGAAACCCCUCCUCAGCCGCCUUCUGUACUUGGCGGCUUUUCUGCGCCUCUCCUCAACAACACAACCACGGGGUACUCCCCUGAUACCGGAUCGUUCUAUUCUCCUGCCUCACAGAUCUUCUCUGGGAUCGACGUGAGGCCACCGCGCCUGAACUCUAGUAGUAGCACUUCAUCUACGGGCAUGGCACAUGCCAACCGGUCGGCUGCGUUACCAAAUCCAGCAUACAGCGUAAGAGAUCUCUACUCCGGAGCGAGGCCGUCCUUUGGAAGAGCAACGGAGCACACGAGAUCGCCUUCUUUCGCAGCACCUUUGCGACGCCAUCCUCUGUCGCCAACUCCCAGCCCUAGUAUUAGUUUCACGAGUCCGGUCAGGAUGGACGCCAGCCAGUAUGGCAAGUCUGCGGGAACGCACAUUCCCCCGUUAAUGCCGAUGACCGCAAAUGGUCAGCUGGUCUACAGUGAAUCGGGGUCGCCCAUUAAAAUCGAUAUCCAUGGGACCAUCGACAAGGGCUUCUUCAUGUCAGAGGGAGAUUGGACAUGUUACAGGAGAAAUUAUUUUUCCUGCAUCUGCUCAUACAGCCUGUCGCCCUACUAUUCCAACACGACGAUGCAGUACGCUCCUACUGGAUCGUCAACAUCAUACCAAGUAUUUGGAUUCGCGAUGAGCAUUUCUGCAGUCGUGUCUGACAGCGAUUCUCACACCAUCGACCUGGUCCAGCACACGCCCAAGAGAGACAAAGGACCGGUACAGAAACCGGAGAAGGUGAGACUGACACCUAAGCAGCCUCAGCAGCCGCCGCAUCCGUUGCUUUAUCAGGACCACCACAACAUACCCGGUGGAUCAAGACCUUUGUACGAAGGUGGCUACGGACAGAGCCCGCAAGGGUCGUACCCGAGCGAGCAUACGUUUGAGAGGAUCCAGUUUAAGCAAGCAACCGCAAACAAUGGAAAGCGGCGCGCAGCGCAACAAUAUUAUCAUUUGGUCGUUGAGCUGUACGUCGACGUAGGGAAUCAGGCGCAGGAACAGUUCAUGAAGAUCGCGCAACGCAAAUCCGCAAAGAUGAUUGUUCGCGGCCGUUCUCCUGGACAUUACCAGACGGAGCGACGCGGAAGCACAAGUAGCGGACCUGGCGGAUCAAGCGGGAUGGGAGGCUACUCGGGAUCCCAAGUCCUAGGUUCUGACUAUGGUGCUAGUGGAUCUUCGUUACUAUCGAAUGCGUAUGGCAGCGGUGGGGGAUACGACCCACGCUCUGCACACUACGGGACCACGCGCCACAACGAAAUGCCGAUAGACCCAAUCAUCCCCGCAGAGGAGGCUAAAGCUAUUGACAAUGCGAAAGAAUAUCAGUACUAUCCUGGGACGAUCUACGAGGGUAGCGAUGCGAGACAGGGAGUUGAGAUGUUUUCCCAUCAUCGAAGCGAACCGGAAAGUUUGGUGCAUUCGACGCCAGCAGCAGUCGACUCAACGAAUUCGAAGGUGAAGCACGAGUACGAUGGACCUCUCCCAAGUCUCUUUUAUACACCAGGCAACUACUACUCCCGAGGGGGUUGUAACAGAUUCGAAGGAAAACCGACUUCUGCGGGUUACUACCCAACAAUGCCAACAAUGCUCCCCCAAUCCGGGUGA